GGCAAUCUGUUCCGAGGCUACUGCGUUCUCUCCACAAGUCCCCGUGACUCGCAACCAUGAGCAGCACCUUAGCCAAGAUCGCGGAGAUUGAAGCCGAGAUGGCUCGGACUCAAAAGAACAAGGCCACAGCACACCACCUAGGGCUGCUUAAGGCUCGCCUUGCUAAGCUUCGUAGAGAGCUCAUUACCCCAAAAGGUGGUGGUGGUGGUGGACCAGGAGAAGGUUUUGAUGUGGCCAAGACAGGUGAUGCUCGAAUUGGGUUUGUGGGUUUUCCAUCAGUGGGGAAGUCAACACUGCUUAGUAACCUGGCAGGGGUAUAUUCUGAGGUGGCAGCCUAUGAGUUCACUACUCUGACCACUGUGCCGGGUGCCAAGAUCCAGCUCCUGGAUCUUCCGGGUAUCAUUGAGGGUGCCAAGGAUGGGAAAGGUAGAGGCCGUCAGGUCAUUGCAGUGGCCCGAACAUGUAACUUGAUCCCGAUUGUUCUGGAUGUCUUGAAACCCUUGGGACAUAAAAAGAUAAUUGAAAAUGAGCUGGAAGGUUUUGGCAUUCGCUUGAACAGCAAACCCCCCAAUAUUGGCUUUAAGAAGAAGGAUAAAGGAGGCAUUAAUCCCACGGCCACUUGCCCUCAGAGUGAGCUGGAUGCUGAAACUGUGAAGAGCAUUCUGGCCGAAUACAAAAUUCACAAUGCUGAUGUGACGCUGCGUAGUGAUGCCACAGCGGAUGACCUCAUCGAUGUGGUGGGAAACAGAGUUUAUAUACCUUGUAUCUACGUGUUGAAUAAGAUAGAUCAGAUUUCCAUUGAGGAAUUGGAUAUCAUCUAUAAGGUGCCUCACUGUGUACCCAUUUCUGCCCAUCAUCGCUGGAAUUUUGAUGACCUAUUGGAAAAGAUCUGGGACUAUCUGAAACUAGUGAGGAUUUACACCAAACCCAAAGGCCAGUUGCCAGAUUAUACAUCUCCAGUGGUGCUGCCUUACUCUAGGACUACAGUGGAAGAUUUUUGCAUGAAGAUUCACAAAAACCUUAUCAAAGAAUUUAAAUACGCUCUGGUCUGGGGUCUCUCUGUGAAACACAAUCCUCAAAAAGUGGGUAAAGAUCAUACGUUGGAGGACGAGGAUGUCAUUCAGAUUGUGAAGAAGUGAAACCUUCCCCUUGCCCAUCUGCUGGGCCAACCAUAGCAGCUAUUCCCAUAACCAAGCUAUUCCCUACCCCAAACCCUUUUGAGCUUUGGCAGCCCAGUGAAUCAGGAUUUAGGGGAGGGAGAUGAAGGCAUCCAAGCUGGAAUUUUACUUGUCUUAACUU
Molecule: messenger RNA, 1299 nt
Organism: Mustela erminea (ermine)
Lineage: Eukaryota; Metazoa; Chordata; Mammalia; Carnivora; Mustelidae
Product: developmentally-regulated GTP-binding protein 1-like
Biological process (GO): cytoplasmic translation
Cellular component (GO): cytoplasm
Molecular function (GO): GTP binding; GTPase activity
Source: RefSeq, a predicted model, not a curated record